Messenger RNA from Pipra filicauda (Wire-tailed manakin), 1646 nucleotides. It is a transcript of the gene NUCKS1, whose product is annotated as nuclear casein kinase and cyclin dependent kinase substrate 1. Lineage: Eukaryota; Metazoa; Chordata; Aves; Passeriformes; Pipridae. The transcript is spliced from 8 exons. Gene Ontology annotation, cellular component: cytoplasm. Gene Ontology annotation, biological process: double-strand break repair via homologous recombination; interstrand cross-link repair. The record is from RefSeq and is a predicted model, not a curated record. Gene Ontology annotation, molecular function: single-stranded DNA binding; double-stranded DNA binding. The coding region runs from base 283 to 1167 and encodes 294 amino acids.
CGGGACCGGGGCGGACACCGGGACCGCGGGCCGGGAGCGGGGCAGCGACACCGGCACCCGGGAGCGCCGGCAGGGAGCGGCAGCGGGAAGCGGCAGCGGGGGCGGCGGCGGCGCCUGGAGGGGGGAGCAGCGGCGGCGGCAGCGGCGGCUCCGGCAGCGCGGCCUGAGGCGCUGGGCCCAGCGCUCCCGCUCGCUCCGGGCGGCCCCGGCGGCCUCGGCGGCUUCAGCGUCCCCCGUUCCCUCCGCGCCCACCCCCGGGGGCGGCACGAACCCGCCGGGAAGAUGUCCCGGCCCGUCAGGAACAGGAAGGUGGUCGACUACUCCCAGUUUCAGGAAUCAGAUGAUGCUGAUGAAGAUUAUGGAAGAGAUUCAGGUCCCCCAUCCAAGAAAAUCCGCUCGUCUCCCCGAGAGGCCAAAAAUAAGAGGCGAUCUGGGAAGAAUUCUCAGGAGGACAGUGAGGAUUCAGAAGACAAAGAUGUGAAGACUAAGAAAGAUGAUUCACACUCAGCAGAUGAGGAUUUUGGCAGUGAAGAUGAUGAUAUAGGAGCAGACGAUGGCAAAGCUGACAGUGACUAUGAGAGCUCUCAAAAAAGCAAAAAAGGAAAAAAGGCUAAGCCAGACAAGAACAAGAGAGCAGCCUCCAAAUCCAGGAAAAGGCCUGCAGAGGACAGCGAGGAUGAGAAGGAGGAUCACAAAAACGUCCGUCAGCAGCGACAGGCGGCGUCCAAAGCGGCUUCCAAACAGCGGGAGAUGCUCAUGGAUGACGUGGGGAGUGAGGAGGAAGAGCAAGAGGAUGAUGAGGCCCAGUUCCAGGAGACAGAUUCAGGAAGUGAUGAAGACUUCCUCAUGGAAGAUGAUGAUGACAGUGAUUAUGGCAGUUCAAAAAAGAAGAAUAAGAAGGUCUCCAAGAAAUCCAAGCCAGAGAGGAAAGAAAAGAAAAUGCCCAAGCCCAGGCUAAAGGCUACAGUGACCCCCAGUCCAGUGAAAGGCAAAGGGAAGGGAGGUCGUCCCACAGCCUCCAAGGCAACGAAAGAAAAGACCCCAUCCCCCAAAGAAGAGGAUGAAGAGCCUGAAAGCCCCCCAGAAAAGAAAAAAUCAGCCAGCCCUCCACCAGAGAAGUCAGGGGAUGAGGGAUCUGAAGACGAAGCACCCUCUGGUGAAGAUUAAAAAAUGGCAGUUGAGGAAAUCUUUGGUUAAAAAAAAAAAGAGAAAAAAAAAAAGAAAAAGGAAAAGAAAAACAUACUUAGGGGUAGAACACGGUUUUGGCUGUGGCUUGACUCAUGGGCUUUGAAUGCUGUCUUUACUUUCAGCUGUUUAAUACAGUGUAUCCUUUUUUAAUAAGAGGAAACCCUUAUACAGUAAUAUUUUGAAGUCAAUGUUCUCUGUUGGCCAUUCCGUUCUCCCUCCCCCACCAAAUCUGAAAGCCAUUUGAGACAAAUUAACAGACCAUUAAAUAUAUUUUUUUUUUCAAGGGAUAUUGCAGUUGUGAAGCAAUAAGGUUUGAGGACUGAUAUGUGGAAACCAUACUUAAAAAAUCCUUAAGUAGAAUAGAUUUUUUUUCCCAAUGCUGGUAAGAGUUGUUUAAAACUAUUAUUCUGUAUUUGAAUAUAUGGAGAGAAAAAAAAAAAAAAGAACCUAUGCUUUAA